Messenger RNA from Triplophysa rosa, 2267 nucleotides. RefSeq names its product C-C chemokine receptor type 4. NCBI's taxonomy places the organism in Eukaryota, Metazoa, Chordata, Actinopteri, Cypriniformes, Nemacheilidae. The record is from RefSeq and is a predicted model, not a curated record. Bases 136 to 1167 code for a protein of 343 amino acids. Gene Ontology annotation, biological process: chemotaxis; G protein-coupled receptor signaling pathway; immune response. The transcript has 2 exons. Gene Ontology annotation, cellular component: membrane. Gene Ontology annotation, molecular function: chemokine receptor activity.
UUUACAGGAAAUUUGCUGAAGACAAAUGUACCGAAAGAAGGUGAAAUGUACUAGUCUCUCUUUCAUGCCCAUAUGAACCAAGUCUCGACAACAAGUUAGUGAGUUAGUCCCAACAUCUCACAACAAUCAUUAAUCAUGGAUGAAGGGCAUACCGAAAGAAUGGAAACGACAUAUAACUACUACAACCUCCCAACCCAAGAGCCGUGCAUUACUGGAGAUUUAACCCUGAAUUCACAUGUCAAGUCUGCCAUUUUCUGUGUGGUCUUUGCACUCGGCCUUGUUGGGAACAUUAUCAUCUUAUGGGUUCUCCUGAAAGUCAUGCAUUUGAAAACUAUGACAAACGUCUGCUUACUGAAUCUGGCUCUGUCAGACUUGCUGAUGGUCCUGUCGCUGCCCUUCUGGGCUCUGUAUGUUCAAGGUCAUUACAUCACAGCCAAUGCCAUGUGUAAGGCUAUGACAGGCAUAUAUCAGGUGGGAUUUUACAGCGGGAUCCUGUUUGUGACCCUGAUGAGCGUGGAUCGCUAUCUGGUUAUCGUACACGCCGUGGCAGUGCUGGGGGCCAAGAUGCUGCGCUACGGAGUUGUGGUUAGUCUUGUUAUAUGGGUGAUUUCGAUCUGUGCCGCUCUCCCGGAGGUCAUCUUUGCAGCAAUGGUGACAGAGGACAACCUCACCAGAUGCCAGGGAAACUAUCCUUUGGGCUCGGCCCAUAAGUGGAAGCUUUUCCGCAACUUUAGCGAAAACACUGUGGCACUUUUCAUCUCUUUGCCCAUUAUUGCAUUCUGUUACAUCAGAGUGCUGAUGGUGGUGCAAAAGACCAAAAACUCAAAAAAGGAUCGAGCCAUAAAGCUCAUACUUGCCAUUGUUGCAGUGUUUGUGGUUUUCUGGGUGCCCUACAAUGUGGUUGUGUUUCUAAAGACCUUGCAGCAGUUUGAUAUUCUCAAUAGCUGCGAGGCGUCUCGUCAUAUUAACAUGGCCAUGGACUUGACAGAGACAAUCGCACUGACACACUGCUGCGUCAAUCCAGUCAUUUAUGCUUUUGUUGGAGAAAAGUUUCGCAAAAGCCUAACAAGCGUGUUUUCGAAAUAUAUCGUGUGUUUGAAGGUCUACCAGUCAACGUCGAUUCAUUCAAAAGUUUCAGAAAAUGACACCUCCAACACGGCUUUGUAAAGAACAGACAUCUUUUCUUUAUUUACUCCCACCAAAACAGGACCCAGUUCAAAAGUCCCUUAUGAUUUUUUUCUUAAAUGAUGGAAACGUUUUAGAAACUGCUUAUAUUUGCUUUAUUAGUUUUGCUUCUCUGCUUUUGUAGCUUCGCAAUAUACAUUUUAAUGCAAGCUUUUUUGACAACACAACAUCAUAUCGCUGUACUACCUCAAUAAAAUAAAAAAUCCCUUUAAAAAAAAAAAAACAUCUGGUGAGGCAAAAGAAGGUUUCUUCCACCAAGUGUGCUUGUGAAUAAUACAGUGUCUUACAGUCAAACUAUUUUUCAGUGGCUGUAAAAUGACCUAAUGCAUUAAAUUACUUUAAUCGUAUUUCAGUACAUUUAAAUUUGCAAAUGUAUAUAACACAUCCAAACCAAAUCUUCUCCCGUGAGCUCUUACCUCAUACCAUGCAAAAGCAUUUAGCACAUGCUCUGUACUUCACUGUCAAUAACCACUGGACUUCCUAAACCAUACGCAUCAAAGGCAAAACCAAAAAGAAAUAUUACAAGAAUGUACUGAAAUGGCCUAAAGAAGAUGUCUCAAUGUUGAAUGUUGAAUCUGGGUCAAGAACUCAAAUUGUUAUGCUGUCUUUCUGUGUAAUAUCCAAUAUAACAUUUUAUCUUCAAGUUACUCAUUUCAAACACAGAGAUUGAUUCAUGUUCAUCAAUAUAUUGAUAAACAAAUAAAUCACAAACGUGUGUUUCAAAUGUAUGUUGUAAUGCUUUAUGUUACCACAAGAGCACUCCAUAUAGGGCAUGGUUUAAUGCCUCCGAUGAACCAGGAAAAUACCAGGUAAAAGUAGUACAAGGAUAGACACAGACAAAGUGAAGUGCUAAUGCUGUACUACUGCUGGUUCACUUACUGUACAUGUUGGAUUCUGGGAGUUUCUGAGUCGGGAUUCUGAUUUGAGGGGGUAAAAGUUUUAUUGGUAGCUCAGAUUUUCCACCGUUGAGUACAAAUAAAACUUUGCAAACUUGCUGACUUGCAUAUAACUCAAUACUUAUCUGUUUACACAAACGUAAUGUUCGCUUGUUUAAAUUUCUGACAGUGAAUAAAUGUUUAUAU